This is a messenger RNA of Chara braunii, 3365 nucleotides long. The record is from the annotation of a GenBank genome assembly. NCBI's taxonomy places the organism in Eukaryota, Viridiplantae, Streptophyta, Charophyceae, Charales, Characeae.
CUAGAUUAGUGAUAGACCGAUCAACCUUCUGCCUCUGCAAUUGCCUGGAUUGGACAGUGGACACUAACCCUCUCAAGCUUUCUAGUAGGCAGUAGAUUAGUAAUCCCAAUUCCAGUGGGCAAUCAAAUUCUCAGCCAGUUCAUAGCUGGGUAGGCGGUCGCUGUUGUAGAAGAGUUGACGUCGUGACGAUGGACUCCCGGGGGCUAUGGGCGAACAGAUGGAGCGGAGCUCCUGGGCGGCGUGCUGCUGCCAUUCCCCCCUCCAAGAGGACGUCAUCGUUCACAUCCGGCGAUGGCGGCGGGAAGAAACGGCCACGCGGCGUGAGUCUCGGCUUGACCCUGUUUACAGGGACGUCCCCUCCGGAGUCGCAAUGGGAUAUGCACCGAGGAGAGGAGGGGCCCAGGGAGGAGGUAUCGAGCAGCUGGAGGCAGGCUACCAGCGGCAUGGAGUUUUCCAUCUGCCAAGGAAGGGAGGCAAUUCGCCACCGAUCCCAGGGCGGACUUGAACUCUCGCCGACGAGCAUGGAGCGAGUGCUGCCUUUCGCUCCCACUGAUUACCCGACGAAUGCAGCCACUGGGCAGCGACUACCUCCAGCUGCAAGAGCCGAGCAUAUCUGGAUUUCGUCGUCCAACGCUGGUGGUGCCGUUGCUGGUGUUCCUCCGAAUGCAUUGGCUGGUACGGCCUUGGCUGUUGGUGGUGUUGCCGCUGGUUGUCUAGGGGAGGGUGUUGAUGUCCCUCCCUCUCCUAUCCUUCCUACCUUCUCUACAGAUAUUCUUGGGCGUGGCUUCCCGCUAACUGGGCAUCGGCAGCGGACUCCAGUCCCUGACGAUGCCCCCAUUUCUUCACUCCCUGCCUUCUCUGCCGAUCAUCUCCAGAGGGACUUCUCUCUUUCGUCUCAGCUUGCCCACCCAUCUCCCUCUGCGAUUACCCCCGCUUUCUCAGUUUGUUCCGCUUUUCCUACGCGUUCCUCCGACUGUCGAAGGAACAUUCGCCGAGGCUCAGCCUUUCACCGCCAAAGCCAACAGCCUCGACCAAUCAUGCCCUCGGACAUGCAGCCGCAGGGAAGUUGGGCGCCCGGGCAGUCGGACUUGCAUUUCCGUCAGCCUUUGUCUCUGCUCUCGCCCUCCCACGAAGGCCACCGUGAGCUGAGCUUUGGCAGUCAGCUAUCUGGAGCAGCUAGUGCCUUCGGGUUCCUUCCCGCCGGUGAACGCCAAGAGCCGCAGCAUUUGCUGCAGCAACAGAGGAAUCCGGCGGCUGAUUUCCUGGAACCCAGGGAAGAUGUCGGCGAGAGCUUCCCCACGACCACCGAUCUGUCUCCCAAGGAUUGGAGUCGUCCUUGGCUGCAGACAGGCAAGCAAGAGUUUCGCGAGCCGCUGAUGACUGCUACUGACGAUCGGGCCGUAAGUCGGGAGCGGCCUUUCUUUUUGCCUCUGCCAUCGCCAAUGACGAUGAGGGCCAUGGACGAAGUCCUGGCAGGUGCUGGUCCGUUUGCCGGUCAAGCCGCCAGACCGUCACCCUCGAUGGUCCCGGUCCCGUCAACAUCGCUGUUGAAUCGGGACACGGAAGCACAUGAUUACAGGGCAUUUCCUAAUGCAGGCGGGCCGAGGAAGGUCUUCACGGGAAUACCCCAGGCCCAGAUAACGGACGAGCGCCGCUGGAGAGGGUGGGCAGGAAAGGAGAUAGCGCACCAGGGGUUAGGCGUUGGUCCUUCGCCGACGACCAGUUCGCCCUGUCCACUUCCUGCAGCCGCUGGACCGAGCAAUCUCUUCUCGGGCAUAUCCCAGCAUACGGACGAGCGCUGCCGCGGACGUCAGCGAGGAGGAGAUCAUGACAUGCGUCCCCACGUGGUGCGACCUGCGCUGUCAAUUCAGCACCCUGGCACGGGCACGCUAGUCAACCGCUGUCCUCCAACCCCUUGUCUUGUCUCAAAACCUUUUGCGCCUUCACCUUCUGCGCCUUCACCUUCUGCGCCUUCACCUUCUGCACCUUCACCUUCUGCGCCUUCACCUUCUGCUCUUUCACUCUCCCACGCGUCGAUGCAUCGGGAUCUUUCUAACCCUCCCACCUUUCUCACGGCCGAUCGUACGGGUGCCAAGGACACAUCUCUGCACCAUUCUGUUCUCCCAGCGAGUGGCACUGAUCGGUUGCCUCUGACCACCACUCACGCCUUUCCCGAGAAAUCCUGUCCUCCUCCUCCCUUUCGACAAGAUCAGGUUAUCCCACCCAGCCCGAAAAAUGUCUGCCGUUGGCAAUGGUGGCAGCCAGCACUCUCUCUCGACCAUCAGGGCGAAGCGCAGCGAUUUACCCACGCAUCGCCCCUGAUGACUAACCUUGUAGAUAGCCCCAAGGGGGGGAUGAUGAGAUUGGCGGCGGCAACGAGGGGAGAGAGCGAGGGUGGAGUCGACCAUCCUUCGCGGGCUGCUGACAACACCCGGGAGACUCAGGCGUCACUCCCGAGAGCCGAUGAAGGUGGCAGACCGGUUUCACAAGAGCGGCGCAGCCAUGGUCAAGCAGGUUCAGGGGAUGGGGAUCGUGGGAAACUGCUUUGGGUUUGGGAUGAGCAAGUUGGCGGCAGUCAAGCGGGGGCUGGCGAUGGAGACUUCGCCAAACCGGCUUCGCGAGAGCAAGGCAGAGGCAGUCAACUGGCAUGGACUCGGGAGGGGGAUUGUGUCAAGCCGGUCUCGGAAAGGCAGCGCAGUGGCAGUCAAGCGGGGGCUGGAGACCGGCAUGUCAACCGGGUGGAGGAAGAGAGCGGGGACAGGCGGAGCAAGUCGACGACGUCGGGUGGGGGGGCUACGGGCGGAGCGGGUCUGAAGGAGGAUAGCAGGGGGGAUGAGCAGGCGGAGGCGAAGCAGGAGCGGCAAGGGGAAGAGGAGGAGGCGGCGACGAAGCAGCGAGAAGGGCCAGGUCUGAUGGGGUCAAGGAGGGGCGAAUUUACUCCGCUGCUGCCGAUUGCGUCGAACGUGGAUCGCACGUUCGACUUCGAUCGAAUUGGGGGGGGUGGGCAAGAGGGAGAUGGCCGUAAGAUCGGCGUGACAUCAGCACCCGUCACCGGCGCCGAGCUCAGGAAGCCGAUUGACGCUUGCCCGCCCGUCGAUGUCCCAGUGAAGAUGGCCGCGAGUGGAGGAGACGCUUACGCCUCCGAGAGUGCUGGAAAUCCUGUGUCUUCUCAGAAGACUGGGGGCCAGAAGGAAAGCGAUCUUGAGCCUGACAAUGGAGAGCACAAGGAAAGGGGCCAGCACACGACGGAGUCCAGGAGCUGGCUGUGCUCAGAUGCCGAUGACUCUGGCAUGCAACGGGCAGCAGGCGGAUAUGAAGUUAGUGUUCAACCAGUUGGAUAGCAAUAGUAAACUAGCUUAGCACCC